AUGGCUUCUGAACAGACCUACACCAGCGACCUUCGCAGCGACGCCAAAGAGUUCCGCCGUGACAAGGACAGCCGGGUGAAGUGGGUCAACGGACCGUCGUACGGCCCUGGACGACGCAUCGAAGAUGGGAAGCCUCGUCCUGCUCGCGUCUUCCCCAACAUCAAGUCGUCCUACCCUGGUCCGAUGAAGGCACGAAACGCUCUGAACAAGGACAUCGCUGUUGCCAGUGACGAUUCAUCAGCAGACGAGGAAGUCGACCAUCCCUCUGCUGCCCCAGCUCCAGAUGCCGAGGUCGCCUACUCCUUCGAUGCUGAGCGAGGGCCAAGUCACGGCAGCCAGAUCCUAAACGUCGCCCUCGAGAAGGCAAUCGAGCGAUAUGAGAUUCUUGAGACAGACAAGAUAAUCAAGAACGAGUACGAGGUGCUGGACGCUGAUGGCGAGCCCCUUUCGCCUGCUUCAAAGAAGAGGCACGUCGCGCCUGAGGACGCCGAUUACGAAUUUGUUGACGCGUAA
Ascochyta rabiei is the source of this 513-nucleotide messenger RNA. RefSeq lists its product as uncharacterized. The record is from RefSeq and is a predicted model, not a curated record. The transcript is spliced from 2 exons. Bases 1 to 513 code for a protein of 170 amino acids. Lineage: Eukaryota; Fungi; Ascomycota; Dothideomycetes; Pleosporales; Didymellaceae.